Etheostoma spectabile (orangethroat darter) is the source of this 2514-nucleotide messenger RNA. RefSeq names its product free fatty acid receptor 4. Gene Ontology annotation, cellular component: midbody; plasma membrane. The record is from RefSeq and is a predicted model, not a curated record. The transcript is spliced from 11 exons. NCBI's taxonomy places the organism in Eukaryota, Metazoa, Chordata, Actinopteri, Perciformes, Percidae. Bases 260 to 2293 code for a protein of 677 amino acids. Gene Ontology annotation, molecular function: peptide binding; fatty acid binding; taste receptor activity. Gene Ontology annotation, biological process: establishment of protein localization; G protein-coupled receptor signaling pathway; regulation of phosphatidylinositol 3-kinase/protein kinase B signal transduction.
UUAAUUUUAAACUAGCUAACGUGCUAGCUUGAAGUAACGCUAUUGUUUCCAAUUUAAGCCAUAAUGACGAAGAUUUUUACUAAACCGUUAUAUUCUUUAAUAAGAUAUAAUCACAACUAAAUCAAAUGUAUAACUGGGUUACAAAAAACGCUGCUCCACAAUAAUAUUGUUGUAAUUACAAAGUUUAAGCACUGAACUGUAGGGGCUGCUAGCGUUAUGUUGGACGUAGAAGUUGAACGCUAGACGGCGGCAGCACAGUAUGAUUUGUCCAAUGCCAUACAAUGACAGUUUAGCUUGCUGCCUUCCCUCCCAGAACCUCCCACCCGAGGUGAUUGAGAUGGCGUCCUUGAAAUAUAAAGGUUCCCCCAGGAAAAAGACCAACUCAGAGCUUGAUGUGAUUGUCAGCAGUCUAAGGGAGGAGAAUGCCUAUCUGAAGAAAACCCUGGUUGAGUUGUCUCGUCAACAUUCAGAACACAAUAAGCUCAUAGAGAGAUUCCUCUCUCUUGAAACUGUUAGGCUAGAGAGUUGUCAGCAGCUCACAGCCAAAGAUGAGAAGGUUGCGUUGCUGUCAAAGCAGCUGAGUAAGAAAGAAGGAAAGCUGAUGGACGUAGUGAGUAUGAGGAGAAAGAGAAGCAUAUCCAGUUACUCCAGAGAUAUUGAAGAAAUCAAGAACAAGCUUGUGAGCGUCUCAACUAGGUGUCAAUAUCUUGAGAGCAAAGUUGCACAGAAGAAGGACUCGACUUCAGAUGAAUGGACCUCAACCAACACCACAAUAGAGCUCCAAAAUCACCUAAAUUAUGCCUUGGAGAAGAACAAGCAGUGGCUGGAAUAUGACCAGCAGAGAGAGGCCUAUGUGAGGGCAACUCUGGCCAGAAUGUUAUGGCUGGAGAAAGAGCUGAACAAAGCCAAUCAGGCUCGCUCACAGCAACACAAUGAGGACCAUUCAGAUGUGAGGGAGCGAAUAAGCCAGGUGCAGGAGCACUAUGAAAGUCUCUUGCAGAAAGCCAAAGACGAGCUGGAGGUGCUCAGGGAGCAGCUCGACAUGGCCCACCAGAACCUGAAAGUUACCCAAGACUGGUGCAAAGAAAAGGAGAGCGAGGUGGAAGAGCUCAAGCAGCAGCUGCAAACUGAAAAUAUCAGCAUAAAAAGUGCACCUGAAGAUCAUCAUUGCUCUGAGGAUGAAGAACAAUGGCUGACUGCUGAGACCGAAGACCUCCAGUGCAGACUGGAUGAGGAGAAGCGCAGGUCAACUAACUUUGAGAUGCAGAAGUGCUUGAAAAAUUGUCACAGUGAAGACCAGGAAAAGAUUGCAGAUCUGGAGCGACAGGCGCGUCACUCAGAUCAUGUUGCCACCACUAUUUUCGAGACCCUGACUAUCACUGCUGUUUUCCUGGUCUCCGUGGCAUCAAAUGCAGGAGCUGCAGCCCUGGUAACCUGGGAAUGCAGACUGCUGGCCAACAAGACCAUCCUGACCCUCAACUUGUUUGUGGCCGACCUGCUGUUUGUCAGCAUGAUCCCACUGAUUGUGGCAGUGCGGUGGACUGAGUCCUGGAUGUUGGGGUUUACGGCCUGUCACACUGUGCUGUAUGUCAUCUGUAUGAGCGGCUGUGCCACCAUCACCACCCUGGCCUCCAUCAGUGUGGAAAGGGUCCAAGCCAUCCUUCGGCUGCAAGCUGUGCCCAUUUUAAACCGCAGAGUGGUGAUUGCCACCCUCUUCUUCAUCUGGGCCUUUUCUGCACUCACCUCCAUACCCCUCAGUAUUUUCUUCACAGUGAUGGAAGUGGAUUUCCCUGAGCAGAAACAUGUACACAUUUGUACUCUCAGGUGGCCCGACACAACUGCAGAGAUUGUGUGGAACGUGACCUUCACUGCCCUGUGCUUUCUUCUCCCAGGAUUUAUAAUUGUGGUCAGUUACAGCAAAAUAUUACAGAUUGCCAAAAGAUGUAGGCUAGGGCUCAGAGACAGACAGCCAGUUAGAAACUCCCUUGAGUACCAUGUGUCCCGCCAGGAUAUGAAGCUCUUCCGUACCCUUCUGGUCCUUGUGCUCUCUUUCUUAAUCAUGUGGAGCCCUAUUUUCAUCGUCACCUUCCUCAUCCUGGCCAGGAACUUCCUGGAUAAUCUAGAUGUUUCUUCUACCAUGUUCUUCUGGGUGGUAACAUUCACAUUGGCCAACUCAGCCCUCAAUCCCAUCCUUUACUCAGUCCGCCAGUUCAAGAAAGUCUGGCGCAGGUUCUGCUGUGACUCUGUUAUUGUACCACUGAGCAGUGGUCAAGUGCAAGGGAUACAGCCAUGAUUAUCGUGAUUGUUUUGUCAAAUUGAGGAUUUAAACUUACAUAAAGCAUUCAGCACACGUUUCACACCUCAUGACAUUUGAUAUACCUCUCAUGUAAGAUACAAUACUCGCUCGUAAGUGAAGUUAUUAUAUUCAAAUGCAGAAAUGAUUUCAUACUAUUAUAAGAUUAAAAUACCUUUGAAAAAGCAAACACUGUAAAGAUAAGUAAUUGUAUAAUAAAU